Arachis duranensis is the source of this 870-nucleotide messenger RNA. RefSeq lists its product as uncharacterized. The transcript has 3 exons. The record is from RefSeq and is a predicted model, not a curated record. Lineage: Eukaryota; Viridiplantae; Streptophyta; Magnoliopsida; Fabales; Fabaceae. Bases 1 to 870 code for a protein of 289 amino acids.
AUGGUUCUCAUGGAUGAUAAGUGUGAUAAAAUCCAUUGUUCAGUGAAAAAUUAUUUGACAAAGAUGUUUGAGAAUGAUCUGAUCGAGGGGAAAGUUUAUGUCUUCUCAAAUUUUCUGAUUGAGGAAUCAAGCGGAAUUUAUCUUCCGACUACACAUGUGUAUGGUGAAUCGAUCGUUCAUAUACCAUCUAACAUUUUGAUUAAGAACUCUGAGACAGCUUUGGAUGACCUUAUUGAUUUCGUGUAUCCAAAUAUGUUAUCCAAUUUAUCAGUUGAAAAUUAUUUCAAAGAUAGAGCAAUUCUUGCACCAACUUUGGAUUGUGUCGCUGAUGUCAACAAUAAGAUAACUGCAGGGUUACCUGGACAAGAAAGAGUCUACUUAUGUUCAGACUCUGUGUGUGCUGAAGAGGGAAAUAUGGAAUUUGAGUUAGAUACUUUCUCGUCGGAGAUUGUAAAUGGAAUAAAUUGUUCAGGUUUAUCACCACACAAGUUGGUUUUGAAGGUUGGCGCUCCUGUUAUGUUGUUGCGGAAUAUAGACCAAACUAAUGGUUUGUGCAAUAGAACGAGGAUGCAAGUUAGAAGAAUGGGAAAUCAUGUGAUAGAAUGCAAGACUUUAACUGGUAACAAAGCUGGAAGUAUUGUUCUUAACCCAAGACUGAAUCUAAUUCCAAAUAAUGAAACAUUGCCGGUCAGGUUUCAAAGAAGACAAUUCCCAAUUAUCAUGUCAUUUGCAAUGACAAUAAAUAAAUCUCAGGGACAAACUCUAUCGAAAGUUGGAAUUUACCUUCCAAGGCCGAUUUUCACCCAUGGUCAAUUGUAUGUUGCGUUAUCAAGGGUAACGAGUAAAGAUGGUCUGAGAGUGCUGUUGUAA